AACAAUGUAUGCACAUAUGAAUAAACGAAUAAAAAAAGCCUAUGUAAUUUUUAUGUGAGGAAAAAAAAGCAUUUUUAAGUAUAAGAAGGUUAAAAGUAGUUGCUUCUGGCAAGCAGAGCUGGGCAGGAUAGAGAUGGGCCGGGGCUCUUGUUUCCAUUAGAAGGCUUUCUGUGGAAUUUUACUUAGCUAUGUUCAUGUGAAUUGCUUUGCUAAGAAAAACAAUGGAAAAGAAAUAAAAAAAAGAAAGAGCCCUCUGCUGCUAGAGCAAGUUGGGAACUCCUUUCUGUUGUGGAAAAUGCAGGAACAGGAGUUCCCUGGGCAAACUGCUCCAAUGUUGACCGCAUCUAUGAGAUGGGAGGGGAGAGGGUCCUUUCUCUCCUCUGGGGUUGGAUGCUGUGGGUCCAUGAGAAGUAGCUGUGGGGGCAGAACAGUCCUCCCAGUCCCUGCUCUGCCUGGAAAGGCUUGAGUUUGACAUCUAGUCUCUGGCUUGUCCUGACCUCUGGCCCCAUUUUGCUCAGGGAAUUCCUGGACUGCAGAAGAUGGGGAUUUUGACAAAAGUACUUUGCUCUUACUGGCCUUUGGAAUCCAUGGGAAAAUUCCUCUCAGAACAGAGUGACCUCAAGAAUGACUGUGGAGAGUGUACCAGCCAUGCUUCUAAGCUGAGCUUCAUGUGUGUCACAGUGCCUACUGUGUACCUGGUAUAUGGCUGGGUGCCCUGGGGUAUAAGAAGGCAUCUGUUGUUACUGUGGUUGUGGCAAUCUCUGCUGCUUCUGACUGGGUUUCCAGACAAUGCCCCUGGGUCCACUCUGGAGUGGGACCACAGCAGAGACCCAGGGGCCCAGGGGAGAGCCCUGUGUUACAGGUACUUUCCUGGCCAGGCCCAGCACAUGGCAAGAGAUCCUGCAGAAACCCUGACCUGGAGAAAACAAGGUAGUGGCAGGUGGCCCAAGAGAGACUGUCUGUCCUUUGGCUGUCCUGGGUCCUGACAUAUUGAGACACAACCUGGCUUCUCCCUCUGCUCCUGAGGGAAACCUGGACUUGCCAACAAUCAAGAUAAGGCAUGAAUGUACUUGUCUGCCCAGCCUGGGCCUGUGGGGGAGUCAGGGACUGCUCUCUGGGCCUGUUUCUCUGAAGGCAGAGGUGAUUUUUCUGGGAUUUUGAGGGCAGGAAAGGCCAGGCUGCAAUCAUGGUUGAAAAUGUCUGCUCUGAGCUAUGACAUUCAUUCCAGUCAAUCAGAAGCCAUUCACUGGGCACCAAGGGUCUGCCAGGCUCUGUGUGGCCAGUUUGCCAUUGUGAAGAAGUGCCGGGAGAAGAGCACAGGGCUGGAAUAUGCAGCCAAGUUCAUCAAGAAGCGACAGAGCCAAGCCAGCAGGCGGGGUGUGUGUCGGGAGGAGAUUGAACGGGAGGUGAGCAUCCUGCGGCAGGUGCUGCACCCCAACAUCAUCACGCUGCAUGACGUCUAUGAGAACCGCACCGAUGUGGUGCUCAUCCUGGAGCUAGUGUCUGGAGGAGAGCUGUUUGAUUUCCUGGCCCAGAAGGAGUCACUGAGUGAGGAAGAAGCCACCAGCUUCAUUAAACAGAUCCUGGACGGGGUGAACUACCUUCACACAAAGAAAAUUGCUCACUUUGAUCUCAAGCCAGAAAAUAUUAUGUUGUUAGACAAGAAUAUUCCCAUUCCACACAUCAAGCUGAUUGACUUUGGCCUGGCUCAUGAAAUACAAGAUGGAGUUGAAUUUAAGAACAUUUUUGGGACACCAGAAUUUGUUGCUCCAGAAAUCGUGAACUAUGAGCCUUUAGGACUGGAGGCUGACAUGUGGAGUAUAGGCGUCAUCACCUACAUUCUCCUAAGUGGAGCAUCCCCUUUCCUGGGAGACACGAAGCAGGAAACACUGGCAAAUAUCACAGCAGUGAGUUACGACUUUGACGAGGAAUUCUUCAGCCAGACUAGCGAGCUGGCCAAGGACUUCAUUCGGAAGCUUCUGGUAAAAGAGACCCGGAAACGGCUCACCAUCCAAGAGGCUCUCAGACACCCCUGGAUCAUGCUUGGACUGCCUUUUGGAGCACACAUCCUAUUAAUAUUCUGGUUCUUCUGUCUGAACACCUGUCAGUCCAAAGGAGAUGUUAGAGCCCCUGAACAGCAGAAGACACAGCCUGCUCAGCUGAAGACCAAACGCCUGAGAGAGUACACCCUCAAGUGCCACUCCAGCAUGCCCCCGAACAACACCUAUGUCAACUUUGAGCGUUUUGCCCAUGUGGUAGAAGACAUGGCUCAGGUAGACCAGGGAUGCCGUGCUCUAGCAGAGGCCCAUGACACUCUCCAGGAUGAUGUGGAGGCCCUGGUCUCCAUCUACAAUGAGAAGGCGGCUUGGUACCGAGAGGAGAACGAGAGUGCCCGCCACGACUUGUCCCAGCUCAGGUACGAAUUCCGCAAGGUGGAGUCCUUGAAGAAACUCGUGCGAGAAGACAUCCAGGCCACAGGGUCCAGCCUUGGAAGCGUGGCCAGGAAAUUGGACCAUCUGCAGGCACAGUUUGAGGCUCUGAGGCAGGCGCUCUCAGCAGACCUUCAGUGGAUGCAGGAACUGGUGGGCAGCUUCCAGCUGGAAAGAAGGGAUACAGAUGACCAAGGCUCCAUGUUCCACCGGGAUGCCAUUGACUCCCUAUCGGAGCUGCUCAACAGGUCACGCACUGAGGAUGUCCUGGCCAGUUUGAAGUUCUGAGCACCAGAAUCCAGCCAUAGUGCAUCCUGGAUGGUUUGCAGAAGUGUGAUAUAGCUAGAAUUACACUGCAGGGUGGGUGUCUGCAGCACAGCCUCCACUUGCUUCUGAGAAUCUACAGUUGCUGAGGUGCUAGUUAAUUAUUCCUUCUGUGCAUCCCUCACCAGCCUGGUGUUCUGAGGGGGCCCUGGCAGGGCACUCGAGUUGUUGGAACAGUUAGAGAAUAAAUGCCCCUUGGUGUGCCCCUCUUCAGGGGGAGGCUGGCUGGCACUGGGUGCUGCUUGAUAAUUGAUUAGUGAUGAUGGAUUGGUUCACUUCUCAUGUUCCUCCUACAUACCUUAUGAUUGCAGAUCUUGGGCAAUAAUUGAGUUAACUAAGGGUACCUAAGUCAGCAGGGUACUUCCCUGCCACAGAAGCAGGGAUUUAAAAUGCACAGAGAAAAUACUGCCUUUCGUUUGAAUUGACUUUUCAUUUAGCAUGCCUUUAUGUCUGUGACCUUACUUGAUCCUUUUAGAACUCUGCAAGAUAGGAAGGUGAGUGAUGAUCUUAUUCUUAAUUUCUCCAUAACUGAUGAGGAAAUUGAUUCAGAGGAGGAGAAGGACUUAAAGUCCUUCACAGCUAGCUGAUACAGAUAAAAUGGAAACUCAGGGUGUCCAUCUCUGAGGUGAGCCAGAGACAAGAAAGUAGUGAGGCUUAGCUGUAAGGAAUUCGUGUUAAUAUUAAAGUUCAGAUCCUAGAUGUCAAGUUUAACUUCAUGUAUUUUGCCAGGUGUGGGUGGAAUGUGUACACCUGCAGAUGAUUGUUUCAGGAGCUGUGUUUCAGAAGGUGUUCCUACCUGGGCCUGUCCCUGUCUAAAGAUCAGCCUGCAGAGCGGGAAGGAAGGAGCAGCACCUAUCCUCUCCCCACACUCCCCCGGCUUCUAACUCAGGAAUCCAACUUUGUUUUGAGAAUGAAGACCAAAGGAUACUCAUCACAGAGGUUCCUUUUAUGUACUAGACCAUUUGGCCCCAAAGGUAUAGAAAUUUCAUGAGUCUGAAGAAGGUAGACAUAAAGAUUGAGAAGCACAGAGCUCAGUGGUCCCUUCUUGAUCCAAAUCUUUGAGCAUCCUUCAUCAAGGGUUAUGUGAUCUCAUCUCCCUUUCCCCAGAGGACAGGACAGUCCGCCAAAUCAUACAGACAGUACACAGAAUAUGGACCUAGCAUUAUACUUAAGCUUGAGGCUGGAGGGGACAGAUUAUAUAGUUUCAAAGUGUCUUCAUGGCCUCACAAAACACCCCUGUCAGAUACUUGGAUUAAAUGUUAUUCCCAGUUUAGGGAUGAGAAAGCAGAGAGGAGAUGCCCCACAUCAUUAAUGGCAAAUUGGAGGCCUUUGGAUGACAGGUCUGUGACUUUUUCUGCUUCCCCUUAUGGCCCCGUCUCUAGAUGUUUAUUCUGUACUUGUGGAGACAAAUGAUACCCAGGCACCUGCCAACUUCCAGUCACUUGUCUUGAGUCUGGGAAUAACUGCAUUCCCAGUAAAAAUAGGCCUGUUUCCUGCCUUUAUGGAGUUCUCAGUGCAGUGAAAGAUUCCAGCUUAAGUCACACACAUGCAGAAUUGCAGAUGGGGCCUAUGCUGUGAAAGAGAAGCAGGCAGCACUGCAAGGCCUGCAGUAGGGGUUUGAUCUGCUCAGGGGAGGUGUCCUUAAAGUACGGACCCUUGAGCUGAGAUCAGCUACCAAAGCAGGGAAAGAUGCUCCCAACAGGGCAUUCAUGCCAGGGCCCGGUGAUGAGAGGGGCAUGGAAGGCUGGCAAAGAGAGGACAAAAGGAAAGCUGGAGGGGAGAGAACAGGAGUAUGGCACAGACAAGACUAGGGAAGAGCAAGACCUUCAGGGCUUUGUCCCCAGAGUCAGGGGAAGCCAUCAAUGGGUCCAAGUGCUACCCAGUGAGCAGCACAGACAAGAAGUGGUUUAGGACAACACAUAGACUUUGAUCUCCUGAAACCAUUUCUUCAAAAUCCUAUCUCGUCUUCCGUUAGCAAGCGAAUCACUUCAAAUAUUGUAAUACUUGCAAUGGGAACUUUUUCCAUCAAACAUGAUGAGUCAUGAUUUUAAGAUGCAUUAUUAUUUUAUGUACCAGUAGGAAGGAAAACAAACCCAGCAUGAGCAACUAAUAGGAGACACCCCUCCCAACACACACACACACACACACACACUCACAAAGCUGUGACCCUCUCGCUGAGAGGGUAAAUGAGAAAUAGAGCCACCAUGCAGUAGGAGAAAGGAAAUACAUGUCUCAACUUUUACACCAGCAGGGAAGAAUCUUCCUAAGAAUAGGAGGUGGGAGCUACUUGUGCAGCUUUACUCUGGAUUUGCACAAUCAGCGCGUUACUGAAGAACUUCAAGUAGGGACCGCCGUGCCACACAGUCACAGGCUGGGUGGCCCCGAGUGGCUGGUUGAAGCAGUGCAGUCCUCUCCCAGAGCACUUGCCUUUACUCCCCACCCACAGUAUUGACACAAUACCAUUGAUCAGAGAAGUUACCUGACCUCUGAGAUCUGAAAAUGUGCAUCUUGAAAUCAAGGAGAGAUGGCAAGACUCUGUUUCCUAUGCCUUACCUGAGAGAAUUGGUGAGGACGACCUCUACAAUCUCUCUCAAGUCUUAUCUGCUCUGUCACAGGACAUUGUAUACUUGCUUGAUAUAAGACACUGCAAACAUUAAAGGUCAUUUUGGCCAUGUCAAGAGACCUUGGCCUUCACAGCCAGGUUUCCUAAAGAGAGAAAGCCAUAACUGGAGCAAACCUGGGCAAACUUCCUUGUGAAGGUCAAAAUAAAUGUAAUGAAAGUGUAAAUGGUGGCGAUGAUUUGAGUUAGGGAGACUGGGAAAAGGGAGGGAGCUGCAGUUAUCUUGGAUUUGUGGAAUCAUAUAGGAGGGUCCUCAAAGGUGAACCACCAGCUACCCUUGUUUUAUAUCCAAUUACAAGGCAGGACUUAUCCAAAGUCACCCAGCUGGUCAGCCCACAAGCCGGGCUCAGAGCCGUAAGUAAUUUUCCUCACAGCAAUGAAAUUGUCCUUGUCUCCUUUAGAUGCUUCAUUAACACACCAUUUUCUGUAUAAAGAGCAUCCAAAGACAAAGUGAAUUGAGAAAUGCCCACAAGUUUUUCAGGGAACUCAGAGAAGACUUCGACCUUCUGUUACCUGCCAGUCAAACUCCAUUUUCCUUUGGCAUCACAACCUGAUGUUCAGGGGGGCCCAGGAGGCCUGUGGGAUGCAGCCAGUGGACCUGCAUACUCUGUCCCCAUGUGGUCAUGGCUGGCAUUUUAAUAGCAUGGAGAGAGCAGGGCUGAUAUGGUGGGGUGUGAGAGUGGAGUGUUUCAUUGGGCUGUAGGAGGAGGAAUCCUUGGUGAGGACUCUGCUCUGUGGACAGGCCCCUCUGCCAUCAUGGAGGAUUUUUAAUUUGUCAGAUUGUGAAUUAAAGGUCAGCUUCUAUGCUGAGUUCAGAUGUCAUCCUGGGCCAUUGGGAAGGGCAGGGGAGUAUGUGACAUCUCCCUGAAUUCCCAGGGAAGUUGGAAGUGGGCCCUUGGGAAGCAGACAGCCAAGCUAUGAUUGCAAAGUUUGUCAGAAAGGGUGGUGAUAGUUUGCAGUUGCUAGAGGCUAGCAAUGAAGGAAUAGAGUGGAAUAAUGAAAUCAUGGCAGUAGAAGCCACAGUCUCCAACAUGAGCCCCUUCCCAUACAGGUGACAGUGACAAUGAUGGUUUCCCUCCUCACUGAUCACACGCACAGUUAGCCCAUGUUGGCCUGUCAGCUUUCUCUGUAAACGUCUGUGGAACUGAAUACGUUUUCUCCUCUGUGAAAUUCUCCGCCUGUGGAGAAGACUCAUGGUCCUGGAGAGGAGACCCAGCAGUGGGCAUGUUUGAGUUGCAGAGGGAGCCAGUUGAACAAAUAGUGAUUGUGCUCUGGCUCUGGGAGGAGGUGACAGAUAAGGACAAGACAACCCCUGGGAGGAGGGAAAGGCUGUGGUGAGUGAUAACAGAAGUAUCUAAGAUUCCACAAGGUGGGAGAGAUGAAUUCCAAUUGAGACCAGGCAGGAGGGACAGAGAAAGCAGAGGCAAUCUGGGGCGGACACCAUAUCACCAACACUCCCCACACGUGUAUCCUUGCACAUAAAGUGUUGAGCAGAAUUGGAGGGGUAGCAGCCCAGAUUGGGUCAGGAACUCAGAACUGUUGAGAGAGAAAGAUUACAGAGGUUUUAAUCUGAUGUAAUUUUAACAUUUUAAAGACCUUUUUGUCAUGGAAAAUGCUCAGAACUUUCACAAAAGCAGAGGAUGGUAUAGUGAAUUCUAUUACCCUACUCCAGCAGGAGUCAUGGCAUGACCAGUUAUCUUUCAUGCAUCUCCCCCACUACUUUCUUCUGGCAUACUUGGAAUACUUUAAAGCAAACUUUAGACUUACUCAACUCAUAAAUUCUUCAGUAUGAUCUCUGAUAAGAACUCUUUUUUUGAGACAGGUCUCACUGUGUAGCCUAUGCUAUCCUCAAAUUCACAAUUCUCCCGCCUCAGCUUCCCAAGUGCUGGGAUUACAGGAGUGGCUACCACAAUGCCCGGCUAGGGUUUUCUCUUUAAUAUAAACACCACGCCAUGGUCAUACCUGAUAAAAUCAGCAAUGAUUCCUCCAUCUCAUCUGAACACAUAUUCCAAACACCUGUCCCCACAUUUCUCAAGAGUGUCCUGUUAUAUGCAGUUCGUCUGUUCACAUCAGGAUCCAAGCACAGUUCACACUUGGCAUUUAGUUGACAUCUUUCAAGUCUCUUGAGAUAGCACAGGAGGAGAGCUUUGGAAGCUUUUCUUAGGUAGAAAAAUUGCUCAGAAAACUGAAGGUCUGGAGAGAGGAUUAAAAGCAUAUCCCUGUGCCAUGCUGAAAUGUAACAGAGAGUGAACCAGGGCACGGACAGGGGUAUUUCCUCUUCCUGCUGUUGACUUCUUUGCUGCAGGAGACAGUCCACAGGCCCUCAGCCUUUCUGCAGCUCUCCCCACACAGGGGAGAGGCAGAGGCUCAGGUGCUCACAAGCCUCACCUGUACCUUUCUGGGAAAAUAGGUGGUAGGCCAGCAGGACUCAGGCCCCAGGCAGCAAAGGGCAUGGUACCACCUGGAGAGAAACUCAGCAGAUGGAGGGGAAGGGGACGACACUCAGAGUGACAGCCCUGGGCAGAAAGAGAGUGGGUGCUCCUGGCUCUCCGUGGAGUAUGAGGCUGGAGGGAUGGCACAGAUGGAGGUUUAAAAAGCUGCAGUCUGUCUGCAAUCUCUACAGGAAGCCUGGUAUUUAGAGAAAAUCUUCCGGGGGUGCCUCUUCUGGAAAGCUGGGGUUCCUUUCUCAUGCCUUGAGGGUAGCUGUUACUUCCUCUCCAUGCUUUGUGGAUGUCGGAGCUGACCUAGCACACUGGAUUGUUUCAAAAGCGUUUACAUCUGCAUAAACAAAACCUGACUCCAGCCCCUGCUUUCUGUCUUCUUGUCUCCCUUUCCAACAUUUUUCCAAGAAUUGUCCAGGCUCCCUAGUAUCACUUAUGGACCACAAGUCUGGAAGACAGGCACUCACUGUCUGUUUACCAGGGGAGGGGAGUGUUUAGAAACAGCUCCUCCCCCCGCUCCUCCCCACCCCCAGCACGUUUGAUAAAAAGUGUUUGUGCCACAUUCCUUCUGGGAACAGAUUUCACUGCAAAAUUUAUGUCUGUCUUUCCAGUGUGGGCCUUGGGUGAGCCUCUUAGCAACCAGGGAAGUCCAUUGAUCAGGAAAGGCCAGCCUGACAGAUUCAUAUCUGCCAUGGGCUCCUCUGGGCCCCUGCUAUUGUGUGCAGCAGGGCCCAAGAAGUAAUUGUGUCACUUCCCAUUAAUGGCCCUGGAAAUGGUCCCACGUGACGUUUCAGCUGGGCCCCCCUCUGCUCAGUGGCUGACCCUUCUGGGUUAGAAGGAAGGUAGGGUUCUUCACAAGGUUCCCCUUGCCUGCACAUUGACCUUCCUGCUGUGGGAGUCAGCCAGUUCUCUGCUAGUUGAGGAUGCCCAUCUGUAAGUGGACAGAAAAAUGUCCUUCCCUCCCUAAGUCUACUAAUCCUAUUUGUUAGGCUCUCCUUGUAAGGAGUUGAGACAGGACCAGCAAGGGGCGGAGGGUGGGGGGCGGACCACUGAGCUGCCUCUUUCAGCUCUCACUUGGUCAAAUGCAAUCCUGCAGUGACAAGACUGUUGGAGGAGAGGAUUCAAGGGACCCUACUGGGAAGUUCAUUUUCUUGAGCUCAUGGGGUCCUUUGAGAAUCAAUGAAAACUAUGGACUGUCUUCCAAAGAAAUGUAUUUCUGUACGCACACACAAAGCUUUUAAAAUUGAGAUAUAAUUCAUAUGUCAUAAAAUUUCCCCAUUUUAAAAUGUACAAUUCCAUGGUUUUCACUAUAUAAGCUUGUACCAACCACCAUUAUAUUACUUUCUGAUCUCAGAACAUUUUCAUUAGCCCAGAAAGAAACCUUCUCCACAUUCUUUCCUAUCCCCAGCCCCUAGCAACUUAGUCUACUUCCUGUCUCAAUGGGUUUGCCUAUUCUGGACAUUUUAUAUAAAUGUAAUCAUGCAAUAUGUGGCCUUUUGUGUCUGGC
Molecule: messenger RNA, 9321 nt
Organism: Castor canadensis (American beaver)
Lineage: Eukaryota; Metazoa; Chordata; Mammalia; Rodentia; Castoridae
Source: RefSeq, a predicted model, not a curated record